AUGGCAUCAACAGCAGCCAGGACAUACCUGGCAUUCCAGCACAAUGCAAAACUCACCACCCUAAAGACUAUCGUCACCGCGAUCCGCCCCUUUGCAGACCUCGAAGAAGCCAAUCGCGGUCUCUUCAAAGAAGGAAGCGACCAAGACCAUGUCGUCGUCACGGAGCAAACAAUCUUCCACCCCCAAGGUGGCGGCCAGCCCUCCGACAUCGGCUCCAUGACCGCCGCAGGCUCCUCGUUCGCCGUCAACUCUGUCCGCAUGGACGCCGUGCGCGACGGCCAGGUGCUGCACUUCGGACGCUUCAACGGUGGCACACUUUUCAAAGAGGGUGACGAGGUAGACCAAGCCAUCGACGUGGAAAAGAGGCUGCUAUACUCCCGCCUCCACACAGCAGGACACGUCCUCGGCGCAGCGGUACGGCACCUCCUCGAAAAGGAAGUCGAGGGUUUCGACGAGCUUAAAGCCUCGCAUUUCCCUGACUCGGCAUCGUGCGAGUUCCAGGGGCUCAUCGAUGGGAAGUGGAAGGAGCCGAUCCAGGGCAAAGUUGACGAGUUUCUGGCGGCCAAGAUGCCGGUCAAGGUCGACUUCUGGGAUGAGGACGAUUUCAAGGCACGCGGGCUCGAGAGGCUGAUUCCGGAUCGGAGUCUUGCGCCGCCUGGGGAGAAGUUCCGGGUUGUGGAGAUCGUGGGCGCCGAGGUGUACCCUUGCGGCGGUACGCAUGUUGACACGACAGACUUGUGCGGGGAGACUGUUGUGAAGAAGAUUUCAAGGAGUAAGGGGAAGUCAAAGGUCAGCUACGCUGUGAAAUAA
Molecule: messenger RNA, 810 nt
Organism: Colletotrichum godetiae
Lineage: Eukaryota; Fungi; Ascomycota; Sordariomycetes; Glomerellales; Glomerellaceae
Product: Threonyl/alanyl tRNA synthetase
Exons: 1
Coding region: 1-810 (269 amino acids)
Biological process (GO): alanyl-tRNA aminoacylation
Molecular function (GO): alanine-tRNA ligase activity; nucleic acid binding; ATP binding
Source: RefSeq, a predicted model, not a curated record